Molecule: messenger RNA, 345 nt
Organism: Helobdella robusta
Lineage: Eukaryota; Metazoa; Annelida; Clitellata; Rhynchobdellida; Glossiphoniidae
Exons: 4
Coding region: 1-345 (114 amino acids)
Cellular component (GO): endomembrane system; membrane
Source: RefSeq, a predicted model, not a curated record
AUGUCCAGAGAGUUCAGCAUUGAAGAGCUGAAGAAAUACAGCGGGAAGGACGGUGGAAAGAUUUACGUGGCCUUGAACUUCAACGUUUUUGACGUCACCGUGAAAGGGAAAAGUAACUACGGACCAGGUGGCCAGUAUGAAUCAUUUGCUGGUAGAGAUAUCUCGAGAGCGAUGGCUACUAUGGCUAUGGUGCACACGGAGACCUACGACGAACUGACGGAUUUGAAUGAGGAUCAAAAAAAGAGUUUGAUCACGUGGGAGAAAAAUUUCAAAGUAGUGAUGCUAAAAAUUUUCAUACUAUUCACAACAGAAAAGUAUGAAAUCGUAGGAAAACUGGUCAAGUAG